ACGUUCCCAACGGACAAUUUGUGGCCAAGAUGACGCAACUUUCGAGUUUCUUGAUUUACUGUUCGAUCGCCUUGAUCGGUUUGAACAAUUGCAAUGCCAUCAAAAUUGAUGGACGCAUUCUGGGCGGUGAAGAGGCUGAUGCCAAUGCCACGCCCUAUGCGGCCUCAUUGCGAGUGGAUAACGCCCAUGCGUGCGGAGCAUCCAUUCUGGAUGAGACACAUUUGGUGACGGCAGCUCAUUGUCUCUAUCGUAACGCUCAACUUAUUGAUGCCUCCCGCCUUUCUAUACGUGUGGGCAGCACCAAUCAGUAUGCUGGAGGACGCAUCUAUGCCAUAUCCAAGGUCACACCUCAUCCCGAUUUCUACAAGCUCACCAAUAAUAUAGCCGUAAUUACAACAAGUGAACCUCUGGCAUGGACGACACGCAUCCAGCCAAUUGCAUUGCCCAGCAGCGAUUCGGAAUUGCCCCAAGAGGGCGAUGAGGUAAUUGUGGCCGGUUGGGGUACCACUGUGGAUGGCUCCACCUCGUACAAGAUUCGCGAGAUAGCCCUCACAUACUCCUCCAGCGCGGUGUGCCUGGAUGCCUACAGUGAUCAGGAUAGUCGCAGUUUCUGCCUCUCGCACGCCUUGAAGGAGGGCACUUGCCAUGGCGACGGCGGCUGUGGCGCCGUCUACAACAACGAACUGGUCGGUCUGACCAACUUUGUGGUGGGAGCCUGUGGCUCACGUUAUCCCGAUGUCUUUGUCAAUGUUCGCAGCUAUUUGGAUUGGCUGAAUGAACAACUCGCCGCCUAAUUUGUCACUCCCUUUUGUUAUACCUUUUUGUAUUUGUUUAUAAAAUGCGAGUAAAUCGAUUAAUGGAA
Messenger RNA from Drosophila willistoni, 862 nucleotides. RefSeq names its product chymotrypsin-1. Gene Ontology annotation, biological process: proteolysis. The record is from RefSeq and is a predicted model, not a curated record. NCBI's taxonomy places the organism in Eukaryota, Metazoa, Arthropoda, Insecta, Diptera, Drosophilidae. Gene Ontology annotation, molecular function: serine-type endopeptidase activity. The transcript is spliced from 2 exons. Bases 30 to 794 code for a protein of 254 amino acids.